Molecule: messenger RNA, 645 nt
Organism: Cryptomeria japonica (Japanese cedar)
Lineage: Eukaryota; Viridiplantae; Streptophyta; Pinopsida; Cupressales; Cupressaceae
Exons: 3
Coding region: 1-645 (214 amino acids)
Source: RefSeq, a predicted model, not a curated record
AUGGUAAAACCUUCUCCUGAGCAUGCAUUUUUGUAUUAUUCGAGAGCUUUAAAUAGCGAUAUUGUUGUUAUGAUUCAAUCUAUGGGUGCGGUUACAUUACCAGCAGCUUAUGAUAUAGCUAUCAAAGCAGAAAAUAGCCUUAUACAAGCUGGUAAAAUUGCCCCUAGGCCUCCUAUGCCUACUUUUCCUGAUAUACAACCAUCAAUGCCUUUACAAGUACCCCCUUUAGUUGCAAUACCUGUUGUACCAGCACUAGAUAAACAGAAACAACAAGCUUCUACAAGUCAACAAGCUGUUAAUACACUUCCACCUGUCCAGAAUGUGCAAAUUUUACCAAGAGGACAGCCUGCACAACCUAAAGAACAUCAGAAGGUUCAAUCUCAGUCAACUCCAGCUCAUCAAGAGCCUACUGUUCCAAAAGUACAACAUAAGAUUGAAGAAGUUCUAAAAGAAUUUCAUGAAGGACCUGUAGGAGGUCACUUUGCAGCAAGAACAACAGCUCUAAAAAUUAUGAGAGUUGGUUAUUAUUGGCCUGAAAUGUUUAAAGAUGCUCAGUCAUGGGUAAAAAAAAGUGAGAAAUGCUCAUUGUUUGCAGGCAAACAGAGGCUGGCAGCCUUGCCUUUGCAACCAAUUGAAUUUGAGUAG